Messenger RNA from Penicillium oxalicum, 345 nucleotides. Its product is annotated as histone H2A.Z-specific chaperone CHZ1. The transcript has 3 exons. The record is from RefSeq and is a predicted model, not a curated record. The coding region runs from base 1 to 345 and encodes 114 amino acids. NCBI's taxonomy places the organism in Eukaryota, Fungi, Ascomycota, Eurotiomycetes, Eurotiales, Aspergillaceae.
AUGGGUGACCACGCCACUACCAACAACUCCUCCGCCACAGCUACCACCGAGGCCGCCUACGCCGACAAGGGCAAGGGCAAGGCCCAGGACCCCGACAUGAGUAUGGAGGAUGACAGCGACUCGGAAUCUGACAAUGGUGAAGAAAUGGUCGAGGUCGACGAAGAGGAAGCCGACGAUAGCCUGGAGCCCAUCUCCGAGUCCAACAUCAUCAGCAGCGGUCGUCGCACCCGUGGCAAGAACAUCAACUGGGAGGAAGUGCGCAACAAGACCGACGAUAUGGAUGAUGACGAGGACGACGAUGAGGACUACCAGGGUGGAGCUGAUGAUGAUCAGAUGCGCGACUAA